AUGACAUUCCUACUGAAUGCCUUGAAGGUUCAUUAUGUCUUGGAUCCCCACUUAACACCAAUUCCUGAACCAACCGAAAAUGAUUCUGAAGAAGUCAAGAAGGAGCGCAUGAAACGUAAGGAGGAUGAAAUGCUAUGUCGUGGACAUAUUUUGAACACACUAUCUGAUCGUCUCUAUGACCUCUAUACGGAUAAUUCGUCGGCAACAGAAAUCUGGAAAGCACUCGAAUUCAAAUUCAAGGUUGAAGAGGAAGGUACGAAGAAGUUCUUAAUUUCUAAAUAUUUUGAUUUUAAAUUCAUAGACUCUAAGGUCAUUCUUCCCCAAGUGCAUGAAUUGCAAGUCCUUGUGAAUAAAAUAAAAGCAGUAAAAAUAGACAUCCCCGAAACCUUUCAAGUUGGUGCAAUUAUUGCAAAAUUACCACCUUCUUGGAAAGGUUACAGAAAGAAAUUGUUGCACAGUUCUGAGGACUUCUCCUUGGAGAAAAUCCAGAAACAUCUUCGAAUCGAAGAGGAAUCGAAGGAAAGGGAGAAAUUAGAAUAUGCGGGUCUUUCCAAAGCAAAUAUUGUGACUAACAAAGGAAAGAAGAAACAUGAUGACAUGAAGAGUCAUCUUGGACCAAGAAUUAUGGCGGUCCUAAAGGUCCAAAAAAUGGAUGUUACAUGUGCGGUAAACCUGGACACUAUGCUCGAGAUUGCAGACACAAGUCAAAAAAUGAGAUCAAUGCAGUUCGAGCCAAUGAUGACAUAA
This is a messenger RNA of Vicia villosa (hairy vetch), 747 nucleotides long. RefSeq lists its product as uncharacterized. Lineage: Eukaryota; Viridiplantae; Streptophyta; Magnoliopsida; Fabales; Fabaceae. The record is from RefSeq and is a predicted model, not a curated record. Bases 1 to 747 code for a protein of 248 amino acids. The transcript has a single exon.